Molecule: messenger RNA, 2508 nt
Organism: Triticum aestivum (bread wheat)
Lineage: Eukaryota; Viridiplantae; Streptophyta; Magnoliopsida; Poales; Poaceae
Product: FACT complex subunit SSRP1-A
Exons: 16
Coding region: 172-2139 (655 amino acids)
Cellular component (GO): FACT complex; nucleus
Molecular function (GO): nucleosome binding; DNA binding; histone binding
Source: RefSeq, a predicted model, not a curated record
GUGCCACUGCGCCGCGGCCGCGCGCUUAAGAUCAAUCACCUCUCCAUCCGUAGAGCCGAUCGAAGCAAGCGAGGCACCCGUGUUCGCUUCGCCGAGGAGAAGCGGAGCGGGAGAGGCGGGCGGGGCGGGCGAGCCGGAGGGGCGGCGUAGCGCGCGGCGGCGGGGGCGGAGAUGACGGACGGCCACCUCUUCAACAACAUUCUCCUCGGGGGCCGCACCGGCACGAAUCUUGGUCAGUUUAAAGUGCACUCUGGAGGGCUCGCAUGGAAGAGACAAGGUGGAGGAAAGACAAUUGAGAUCGAUAAAGCUGAUUUAACUUCUGUGACAUGGAUGAAAGUCCCCAGGGCAUAUCAGCUUGGAGUCAGAAUCAAAGAUGGCCUGUCCUACACAUUUAUUGGCUUCCGCGAACAGGAUGUAAGCAGCCUGAUCAAUUUCAUGCAAAAGAAUUUGGGCAUCUCACCAGAUGAAAAGCAGUUAUCUGUUGGUGGUCACAACUGGGGAGGGAUUGGCAUAGUUGGAAGCAUGCUUACCUUUAUGGUUGAAUCGAAGCAAGCAUUUGAAGUUUCUCUAGCAGACGUCUCACAGACCCAGAUGCAAGGCAAAACAGAUGUUCGCUUGGAGUUCCAUGUUGAUGAUACUACUGGUGCUAAUGAGAAAGAUUCGCUCAUGGAUAUGAGUUUUCAUGUACCCACGUCAAAUACUCAAUUUCCUGGAAACGAGAAUCGUACUUCGGCUCAGAUACUGUGGGAGGCAAUACUUGCUAGGGCUGAUAAUGGUUCCGGCUCUUCUGGAGAGGCAGUUGUCACCUUUGAAGGAAUAGCUAUUCUUACACCAAGAGGACGAUACGCCGUUGAGCUUCAUCUUCCAUUUCUGCGCCUUCAAGGACAAGCUAAUGAUUUUAAAAUCCAAUAUAGCAGCAUUCUUCGCCUCUUUGUUUUGCCAAAGUCAAAUAACCCUCAUACAAUUGUGGUUGUCACUCUUGAUCCGCCAAUCCGUAAAGGACAAACACUAUAUCCUCACAUUGUCAUUCAGUUUGAGACGGACACAGUAGUUCAAAAAAAUAUGAAAUUAAGCAGAGAGUUGCUUGAUGAAAAAUACAAGGAUAGGCUAGUGGAAUCUUAUCAGGGUCUAGUACAUGAGGUAUUCGUCAAAGUCCUCCGCGGUCUUUCUGGUGCUAAAGUCACAAGGCCGGGUUCUUUCAGAAAUUACAAAAAUGGAUAUGCAGUUAAAUCAUCACUCAAAGCUGAAGAUGGACUGUUGUAUCCACUUGAAAAGGGUUUCUUCUUUCUGCCAAAGCCCCCUACACUCAUUUUAGAUGAAGAGAUUGAGUUUGUUGAAUUUGAACGGCAUGGUGCUGGUGGCGCCAGUAUGUCAUCUCAGUAUUUUGACCUCCUGGUCAAGCUAAAAAAUGACCAAGAGCAUCUCUUCAGAAAUAUUCAGAGGAGUGAAUACCGUAACCUCUUCAACUUUAUCAAUGGAAAGGGCUUGAAACUAAUGAACCUUGGAGAUGGUCAAGGUACAAGUGGUGUCACAGAUGUUCUACAGGACACUGAUGAUGUUGCUCCUGAUCCACAUCUAGAGAGAAUAAAAAAUCAGGCCGAGAGUAGUGAGGACAGUGAUGAAGAGGAUGAAGAUUUUGUUCUGCAUAAGGAUGAUGGUGGAUCUCCUACUGAUGAUUCUGGUGGCGAGGAAUCAGAUGCUAGUAAAAGUGGUGGCGAAAAACAGAAGUCAUCCAAAAAGGAAGCCCGUAGUUCAAAGCCACCUGUGAAAAGGAAGCCUAAGGGCAAGGAUGGCGAAGGUUCAGGGAAAAGGAAGCCUAAGGGCAUGGAUGGCGAAGGUUCAGAGAAGAGGAAACCAAAGAAGAAGAAAGAUCCCAACGCCCCCAAAAGACCAAUGAUGCCAUUCAUGUAUUUCUCAAUGGCUGAGCGGGCAGGUGUGAAGGAUAGCAAUCCAGAUUUGGCUCCAACCGAUAUUGCAAAGAAGCUUGGAGAGAUUUGGCAAAAGAUGUCAACCGAAGACAAGCAACCUUACAUUCUGCAGUCUCAAGCCGACAAGAAGCGGUACGAGAAGGAAUCUGCUGCCUACCGCGCUGCUGCCCCAGUGGACGUGGACGCCGGGUCCGGCAAUGCCUCUGACUAGAAGACUCUCACACUUGUGCACUCAGCAGUCGACACAAUCGAGGAAUCUGUAAAUCACUGUAGGGCAGUUUGAACAAGAAGAACGAGCAUCUGUAGAUCGCCAUAGUGCAGUUUGAACAAGAACAGACAUGCUAACAUGAACCUGCAUACCGUGAAGGGGCUACUUCUUUCUUUUGAGAGGAAGAGGGAGGCUCUACUUAUGGGUCUUCGUGAACGCGUUUUUUUUUUUUUGAGACAAAGUGAACGCGUUCGGUGAUAACCUACCUUUGGUCAUGGGCUCGGGGAUCUUGUCCACUCGUUGGGUAAACCUUGGGCCAUGUAUUAUACUCCGUAGAAUGAAAUGAAAUAAAACAAAUAUGGCAUUGGUCAA